This is a messenger RNA of Trypanosoma cruzi, 678 nucleotides long. Its product is annotated as ubiquitin-conjugating enzyme E2, putative. Bases 1 to 678 code for a protein of 225 amino acids. The transcript has a single exon. The record is from RefSeq and is a predicted model, not a curated record. Lineage: Eukaryota; Euglenozoa; Kinetoplastea; Trypanosomatida; Trypanosomatidae.
AUGCCAAGCACACCCACCCCGCAGUGUGUGCGGCGGUUGCAAAAGGAGCUUUCCGCCCUAUGCCGAGAGGCCGAGUCGUUUUUUUUCACCCGUCCCUCAGCAAAGAGUAUUCUGGUUUGGUAUUUCGUCAUCAAGGGUCCUGCGGAUACCCCUUAUGAAGGCGGUCGCUACUUUGGCAAGCUGAAUUUUCCCCCCGACUAUCCAAUGAAACCGCCUGAGAUUAUCAUUUUGACGCCAAAUGGACGUUUUGAGACCAACAAGAGCAUUUGUCUCACCAUGAGCAAUUAUCAUCCGGAGAAUUGGAGCCCUUUGUGGGGGGUCCGCACCAUUCUUACGGGGCUGCUCUCAUUCAUGGUGGGAGACGAACUCACUACUGGGUGCAUGACGAGCAGCGAUGAGUUGCGGAGGAAGUACGCUCGUGAGAGCCGUCGUUUCAAUGCAGAGAAAAUGCCAGUAUACAAGGAACUGUUUCCUGAGGAGUAUCAAAAGGAUUUGGAGGAAUUGAAGCGAGAGGACACUGAGAAAAACGGUCGUACUUCUGGAAGUGCUGGUUGUGGUGCGAAUACGAAAGGAGGAGGUGUGAUGGAAUCGCAAGAAAAAGAGCAAUGGCGUGGGUUAUUCCCGGCACUUUUGGGACUUUUUGCUGUGUUAAUGGGAGCCUACUUUUGGCCAUGGUAA